Messenger RNA from Oncorhynchus tshawytscha (Chinook salmon), 2368 nucleotides. RefSeq names its product phospholipid phosphatase 6 (gene plpp6). NCBI's taxonomy places the organism in Eukaryota, Metazoa, Chordata, Actinopteri, Salmoniformes, Salmonidae. The transcript is spliced from 2 exons. Gene Ontology annotation, molecular function: sphingosine-1-phosphate phosphatase activity. The record is from RefSeq and is a predicted model, not a curated record. Bases 304 to 1167 code for a protein of 287 amino acids.
UAGGCCGUCAUUGUAAAUAAUCAUUUGUUAUCAUCCCGCACAGUAGGUGGCAGGAUGUAUAUUACAUUGUGCGAUCGACAAUAUACCAUAGAAAAAGAAAAAGAAGAAGAAGAAAAAAGAAAAAAGAAGAAGAAGAUGAAGAAGAUGAAGAAAACAAAGAUGGCAAUUCAGGAAACUGUUAGCGGACGUUAGAGAAAUUGUCACCUGAAACUCGAUGAGUUGAGCGGCACAAAAACCUUUAUUUUGAUAAACGUCCCCUUCGAUUUAUUAACACCUGAUUUUAAUAACCAGAAACGAAACAAAAUGCCUUCUCCUAAAACCAAAAACAGUGCAAAUCGCAGCGCAGGUGGAAGCGCAGGUCUCAGUGGCAGCACCAACGGCAACGGACGCUACGAGUUCAUGUCGCUGAACCGAACCCCUCCACCCACUCUCCUCCAACGGCAGGGUUCCGACCCAACCGCUGCAGCCAGACUGCGGGCAUCUGAGAGCCCUACCCGGCGAAGGGGCUCCGGGUCCUCCACCUCCUCCAACACAGGCAUGCCCGAAGAGGAUUGUAUGCGGCUCAACCCUUCAUUUAUCGGGAUAGCCCUCAGCUCCCUCCUCGCCAUAGACCUGUGGCUUUCCAAGCGGCUGGGGGUGUGUGCCUGUGAAGAUUCCUCCUGGGGCAGCGUUAGACCAUUGAUGAAACUGAUAGAGAUUUCUGGACAUGGAAUACCAUGGCUGGUCGGGACAGCCUACGGCCUGUACAAGGCUGACAGUGCAGCAGGACAGGAGGUUAUGCUAAACCUCUUCAUGGCUCUCAUUAUAGACCUGAUCCUGGUUGGCAUCGUGAAAGCUGUCGUCCGUCGGCGCCGCCCGUCCCACAACCGCAUGGACAUGUUCGCCACCUUCUCCGUGGACCGCUUCUCCUUCCCCUCGGGGCACGCCACCCGCGCAGCCAUGUGUGCCCGCUUCUUGCUGGCCCACCUGGUCCUGGCCGCACCCCUCAGGGUGCUGGUGUUCUUGUGGUCUGGUCUGGUGGGGCUGAGCCGGGUGCUGCUGGGCAGACACAACGUGACCGACGUGCUGUUUGGCUUCCUAAUGGGCUACUGGCAGUACAACCUGGUGGAAAUGCUCUGGGUGUCAUCACUGGGCCUUCAGGGGCUGCUGGGACUCAUCCAGGGGUGAGGAUGAGGAGGAUGAGGAGGAGGAGUGGAUAUUGAGAUGGGUUAAAGAGGGUGUGGUUGGUGGGAGAUCCUGUCUCAAAAUGUUUGAAACAUUGACUGAUCCUGCCCCAUACUGACACUGUGGUAACUCAUCAUAUCAAGACUAACAACGGCAACAACAAUGGCUGCCACCCACUAAUCAUCCAUCCACAUGGAACUGCAAUCAGAAGCACCUACAGUAGGAGCAGGAUGCUCCUCUACACUGCAUCACAGCACUGCUGCAAAGACCUGGAACCCUUUCCACUCUACUGUAAUUCGCUGUUGGAAAAAAAGUGUGUGUGGAAUAUUAAUGUGGUCUAAUAAGCCGGGGGGGGGGGUAGUGUUACCCCCAAUACAGUCUUCUGUUCUUCUUCCAGCUUUGGGGCUCUGCAGUGAUAUGAGAGAAAGAGAGACGUGUUCUUUUAGAGGGGAAAAUGACAGCAAUAGAUUAAAACUUAAAUUGAUUAUGGUGUCUGCGGGUCGCUCUGAAAAGAGCAUAUUUUAUGGAGGAUUCAUUUUGUAUUGACUUAUUUUAAAAUGUUACGGUAUGUAAGGCUGAAAAUUGAAUGGUAUGUCUUUUUUAUUUCCCACUGUGAAAUAUACACUGAACAAAAAUAUAAACUCAACAAUUUCAGCGAUUUUACUGAGUUCAUAUAAGGAAGUUAGUCAAUUGAAAUAAAGUCAUUAGGCCCUAAUCUAUGGAUUUCACAUGACUAGGCAAGGGCGCAGCCAUGGGUGGGCCUGGGAGGGCAAUGCCAGGGUUCCUUAACUGGCGGCAGGCGGAGACAUUUUAUCCGCGGGUGGUUUUAUUUGUCCCCCUAAGUUUUCUGAGCAAUUGUUUUUUGAAUUUUCAUUGUUGGAUAUAAAAGACUGUAAAAAAAAAAAGGAAAUCAGCCCCAAGUGAUUUUAAUUGAAGAAAUUUGUUCCCAAGUAUUCCCACGCAUAAUAGAGAGACGUGAUGUUAUACAAAUGUAAGCAAGGUUUGAAACAAUUAUGUUUUAGUCAAACAUAUCUGUUUAGUCAAUUUGCAGUCUACAAAUGAUUUGUAAUUGUGUUCCGGCCCGCCGACCAUUCGCUUCAGGAAAAAAAACAACCCCCGGCUAAAUCUAGUUGAUGAACCCUGGCAUAGGCUCACACACAAGGGAGCCAGGCCCACUCACUGGGGAGCCAGGCCUAGCCAAUCA